Labeo rohita (rohu) is the source of this 2611-nucleotide messenger RNA. Its product is annotated as SPRY domain-containing SOCS box protein 2. The record is from RefSeq and is a predicted model, not a curated record. Gene Ontology annotation, cellular component: SCF ubiquitin ligase complex. Lineage: Eukaryota; Metazoa; Chordata; Actinopteri; Cypriniformes; Cyprinidae. Bases 50 to 991 code for a protein of 313 amino acids. The transcript has 3 exons. Gene Ontology annotation, molecular function: protein binding. Gene Ontology annotation, biological process: proteasome-mediated ubiquitin-dependent protein catabolic process.
CUUGACGUGACGGCCGGUGCUGACGUCGCGGGAGAUAAGUGACGUUUAAAUGCGGGAUGAACGAACGACCGGAGCGGAGACACCGCGCGCACUCACGGAAGUUGAUGCUAUUCUGCGAUCUGAUUGGAUGGGUCUCACGCUGUGCUGUUUGCUAAAGGACAGCCGUCCUAAUAAACACCACAAAUCCUCAUCACCAUUCCGUCCAUUUUCUGUAGCCCCGCCCAUUCGCCUCGCUGUGCUGUUAGACACGCCUCCCGUCGGCCCUGGGAACCCGCGGUCGCAGUGGAGCCCGACCUACCUGUCGCCCAAUCUGAAGGUGUGUCCGUCGGGUGGGCGUGUCUCUCGCGCUCACGUGGAACAGAGCAGCGACGCGGUCCGUGGCGCGGUCGGCACGGCGACGGGGCUCCAUAUAUGGGAGGUGCUGUGGGAGGGUCAACAGAGAGGAAGCCACGCCCUACUGGGCGUGUCCACACACAAAUGCCCCCUGCAGGCCUCUGGCUACACGGCGUUAAUAGGCGGAGACUCUUGUUCUUGGGGCUGGGAGCUCUCGACCAAUCAACUCUGGCAUGAUGGGAAGGCGGGGAGGCGGUACCCUGGGGGCGGAGCCAGGGAUGUCUUAAGUGUCCCGGAACGUGUAUUAGUGGUGGUGGACGCAGACGCAGGGACGCUGGGAUAUAUCGUGGACAACUGCUAUUUGGGCAUCGCCUUUCAGGACCUCCCCAAAGGGGCGGAGCUUUUCCCAGCAGUGAGCUGCGUUUGGGGAGGAGCUCAAAUCUGCAUACGCUACCUGUGUGGCAUGACACGAGACCCACCUGCCCUUCAGGCUCUGAGUCGUUUAUCUGCACGUCGGGCCCUUCGAUGUGACGGGACCCGGAGCUGGACUCGGUCAUUCCCGUCUGCUGUACAGCGCCUCCUGCUGGACACACAUGAUACAAACACUACAGAGGAGAGCCGUGACACUCACACCGGCUCAUCUGACCUCCACCACUGAAUUACUGCACAUCACAACACACAUUUAUUAAAAGUCAUUUUUCUGUUUUGUGUUUUUCUAAUAUAUGUUAAAGCCAGAACCAGAUCACAGGACUAAAUCUGAAGCAAUUACAGAUCGGAUUCAGAUCUAAUGGUGGGAUGAUCUGCAACACUCUUCCCUUUUUAACAAUUUUAUUAAAAAAAAACAAGAUUUGAUUUUGAUUCCGGUAUUAAAAUAAUAUAACAUUUGUUUAAUAUUUUAUUGAAACAUAUCAUUUAUAUUUUAAUAUAUAAUGCAAAUGAUCUUUUUUACAAAUGAAUUUUGUAUUAACACUGCUAUUUUAAUGUUAAUUCAGGGUUUGUACAGAUACUGUAAAAUGAAAUUCCAGGACUUUCAAGCACUACUUUUUUGAUUUCAAACUUUUUUGAUUUUCAAGGACUUCAAACCGAGAUUUCACUUAUCAAACAAUGUCUUUCAAAUUCUAAAAAAGAUAAAUAGACAAGUAAAAAUAUACUAAUGAAACAAAACGGCAAAAGUAAAGGACAUGUAAAGAAUGCAAUAAUGUCACUUAAGAACAAAAAAAAAAGACAAAUAAAGCACGUAACAUUUCAAAUGUACCAUUAUUCUGCCAGCAACAGCUGUGAUACCAAUGUAAAAUAUAGAUUACAUAUAAUUAUACACAUUAAAAACAAGGGUGUUGAUCUGAUUUUGGCUUUGGUGGGGAUGUAAUGCCAGAUCAAAAUUAUUGCUAAGGGCAAUUUAUUAGUGUGUGUACAUUGGUAGGGUCAUGUCAUAGCAUCUCUACUAAAUUCUACACCACUGAAAAUCAUAAGAAGUGAUGUCUGACUUUGUAAACUAUAGUUCUCUCCUUAAUAUGAAGAGAUCAAACAACACAUUCAUGAGUUCAUCCACACUUCACUAAAAGCUUAUGGACGUAAUUCUAAUAUAAGUGUUUUUGUCUCUUCUGAGGAAGAUUCAUUCACUUGUUUGCCAAUGAAACACACAGAGACAUUUUGAUCAGAUUUAUUCAUGUUCAUCUGAUCUCAUUUUGUAAGUGACUUUUCUUCUGUUUUUCAGAUGUUUUAUUUGGAUUGUUUGACUACUUGAAAGUUCUGUUAUUCCUAAAACAAUAACAACAAAACAACUGUAUUUUUGGAUGAUCUAAGUCAAAUGAUUCGCGAUCCGAUUGGAGCAUAAUUUUGCGACGCAGUGGUUUACCUGAUUCUGAGUUUCGAAAAGCUCCGUGCUUUUUCAAAUAAUUACAAACGAACUAGAAAUGUAAAAAAUGGCUCUUUUAUUUUGAUUUUUUGCUGGCGAAUCGCUUGAAAUGAAUGAUUGAAGUGACUCACUCAAUUGAUUCGGUUCAUCCGUUUGUUUUUUCGCGUCUUCAGCCACAAGACACCGUCAGUGCUACUAGCUUAGUUCGCAAGUUUUAUGACAUUAACUGAAAAAAGUAUGUUUUUGGAAUUGAUGAGUGAAAUGCUAUGUGCUUAUAAAAAUUAAACACUUAUUUUAGACGCAUCAUCUCUUAAUAAUUAAAGUAACUUUUGCUAUUUUCAAGGGUUUUCCAGGCCCUACAUUAAAAAAAAAUCAAUUUCAAGCACUUUAAGCACCUUGAAUGAACCCUGUUUAUUUCUGUGA